AUGGCAAAACCUGGUGUUCCAAUUAAGAGAAACUCAAGCGCAGAACUCGUCCUAUACGCCAAUUCACGUUUAUAUUAUGGAACCCGUGAUGGAGGAGAUGCGAGAAAUGUCCAUCCGUCGGGUCAUAAGAUGGGUAAGCGCGACGAUUAUGAUAUUCGGAGGAGUGAUACCUUACAUUCCUCAAUACCGAGAGAUACAUCUGAAGCAGGACGCCGAAGGCUUCUCCCUCUACGUAUGCCUUGCCCUGUUAAUCGCCAAUACCCUUCGUAUACUUUUCUG
Molecule: messenger RNA, 279 nt
Organism: Ilex paraguariensis (yerba mate)
Lineage: Eukaryota; Viridiplantae; Streptophyta; Magnoliopsida; Aquifoliales; Aquifoliaceae
Source: the annotation of a GenBank genome assembly